Messenger RNA from Tetrahymena thermophila SB210, 4092 nucleotides. Its product is annotated as exonuclease. The transcript has a single exon. The record is from RefSeq and is a predicted model, not a curated record. Lineage: Eukaryota; Ciliophora; Oligohymenophorea; Hymenostomatida; Tetrahymenidae. Gene Ontology annotation, biological process: exonucleolytic trimming to generate mature 3'-end of 5.8S rRNA from tricistronic rRNA transcript (SSU-rRNA, 5.8S rRNA, LSU-rRNA). Gene Ontology annotation, molecular function: nucleic acid binding; 3'-5'-RNA exonuclease activity.
AUGGAAAUACAAUAUAAUGGAGCAUCGGCAGCAAUGAAGACAAAGCAAGGAAAGAGAUCAAAUAGUAAUAGCAAAGCGAAUAGUUGUAAUUAACAAACCCAAAACAAUAAUUUACAUACUCAAAAUAUUAGCGCAGAAACAAAAAAUGAGUUUUCUAACCAUGAAAUUCUACUUUUAAUUGAUAUCAGAAUUAAUGAAUUAAAUUAGCUCUCUAACAUUUAUGCGAUGACUUUUGAUUAAACUGUCAAGAAAGUUAUUGAAUUUUCCAACAUCGAAAUCAGUGAUGAUAAUAGAUGUGUUAAAUUGGCUUAAGCUGUAGCUCAAAUUAAUAAUAUCAGGAAAAAAUACUCUUCUUGCUAGUCCUUUUUCAUAGUUUAUCCAAAGAAAUCCAUAGCGAGUGCUCUUUUCAAAAUAUUUCGCCAAAAUAAAAUCUAAGUAAAUGAAUUAAGUUUCACUAAUACAUUCAUAUCCUUAGGAUAGCUAAUGCCAAGCUAAUUUCUUGCUGAUGAAGUGAUUCUAUUCAACUAGCUUUCAUACUUUUUAGAUUUCCAACCUGAUGAAGAAUUUGCUCAAGAGAUUCUUCCAGUUUACUAGACAAUAUAAGAAAGCAUUAGCAAAGAUUAAGUGAAUACUUUGCCUAAAUAAAUAACAAGAACUUUUAGCUAAUCAAUUGAUUUGCAUGGCCUUUCAUCAUCAGAGAUAAAGCAAUAACUGAAUGGUUAAUUACCAAAUGAUAGUAGGAGUUAAAUGUUAAUCAGCACAUGCAAUUAGCCAAUAAUAAAAGAUGAAAUAAAGUAAGAGAGAAAGCAAGAUGAAUUUAAUGAACAGUAGAAUGAAAUUAUUUUAUCUUCUUCUUCUAUUACUAAUCAGCAUUAUUAAAUGUAACCAUAAGCACUUUCAAAAUCUUCUUCCCUUCUCUCUUCGAAUCAAAACACUCCUACUCUUUCUUAAAAUCUAGCUGUAAAUGUAGAUAAUACUACACCAUCUUCAACUUUGACUGCAUUUUUGAGAAAAGGCGACUAACAAAGUGAAUAAUCCUAACAAAAUACAAGUAAAAAUAUAUCAUCUCUUUUCUCCUUAAGCAACAACAUGCAAUUUCAGUCAAAUACUACUUAAACUCCCUUUACAUCAAGUAGCUCAUACUAAAUGCAACCAGAAAAAACAAUAUUUUCUUAAUUAACAGUCAAAAGGCAAACAUCAUUUUCAGUUGAUUCUGGUUCUUUUCUUGGAGGCCAAACCUCCCUAUUUUCAAGCAUACUAACUAACAACCAAACAAAAUCAAACUAGCUUACAUAAAAUAGCUACAAUAACAACACUAGCAAUAAUUUAUUUAAGAGUUCGUUAAAUUUAUUUAAUAGUGUUAACUCCUCACCUUUAGCAACCAUUUAAGAGUAAAAAGAAAAAACAGAAAUGAGUUUAGAAAGAAACUCAAAUGAAAAAAAUACAUCUACUUAAAGAACAGUACAUUAAAAAGAUAAUGAAUAAAACAAUAACAACAACAACAACAACAAUAAUAAUAAUAAUGGAUGCAUCAGUUCUUCAUCUUCAAUUUGCUCAAAUUCAACUUACUCUAGUAACAAAUUCAUGAAUGAUUAGCAAUUAAAUAACAAAGGAACAAAAUUUUCUUCAUAGUUUAAUUUUUUUAUCUUAGUGACUAAAUUGGUUAAAUAAGGAUUUUAAUUCAAAAAAGAUUGCAUAAUUAGCUUCAGAAAUAACUUAACAAUCGAAGUUAAACUCAAAUAUGGUUAAUAAAUAUUUGAAAUAACUUAAGAAGCUAACAAGAAAACUCCUUUGUCUACAAAUCUUGAAUGUGAUUAAACUGCUAACAUUAAAAAUGAUAAAAUAAUAAAAGAAAAUAAAGAAUUAUCUUAGUAGCAAUUAACCUAAGAAUUAAUAAAAAGCGGAUAUAAUUUACCUAAUUAAAAUCAAUAGAAUUUAUCAAGAAAACAAAUACAUCUCUAAUCUCAAUGGGCAAAAUAAAAUCUUGGAUUGGAUAAAUUACAACCAACAUAGCUAAUCAUGGCAGAUUAGAAGCAAAAAAUACAAGAAAAUCUCAUUUAAAGAAGCAUGGAAAUACAGUAAAAGCUUUCUAAGAACGAAGAGAAUAAAAAACUAGAUAUGCUAUUUGUUAUUGACUUUGAAUGUAAUUAGCCAGGUUAUGAAAUCAUAGAAUUCCCUGUUCUUGUAAUUGAUUUAAAAAAAGAACGUAUCAUAGAUACAUUCCAUACUUACGUUAAGCCUACUACUUUUCCUAAGAUAAAUCCUUAUAUCUCUAAAAUAACGGGCAUUCAACAAAAAGAUGUUGCCAAUGCUCCUUCGUUUGUUCAAGUUAUUCAAAAGGUUGAAGCCUUUUUAUAAAAAUAUAAAGACUAUGAAGGGUGCAUUUUGUAUGAUUGUGACAGUGAUUGCAACUAUAUGAAAAGCGAAUUUAUCAAUAAAAACUACAUUCCAACCAGUGAUGUCUUCUUUUCAUAUAUAAAUUUAAGAAAUGUUUUCCCUCUGGAAAUUAGUGGUGGAGUCAUCAACAAGUCUCUUUCUCAUGCAUAACAAGUAUUAUAAAUGGAAUUCUAAGGAUGCAAACAUAAAGGAAUAGAUGAUGCUCGUAACUAGGCUUUAGUGUGCAUCGAGCUUGUUAAGAGAGGAUACAGUUUCACAUAAUUUAUGAUCUAACCUUAAUUUUUAAAACAAGAUCCUAAAUGCUGUGUGAAAAAUAAUUUAUUUAAUUUAUAUGAAUACAACACAAAAUUCCUCUUGAUUAAACUUGAUAUGGCAGUAUAAGAAUAAGAAAAAAGUGAUACUUAAGUUCCAUAAAAAACUUAGCCUGCAUGUAUGCCAAAUCAACCAAAUAAAUACUUGAAAUUUACUUGCUUUUUAACAGAAAAAAACCCAGAGUUAAAUUAAGUCUAUAGAAUUAAAGAUAGUACUUUCUAUUUUGAUUUUAUAACCUGCUAAGCUUCUGGAUCAAGAUGUGCAAAUUUGGCUUUAAGCACUCACCCAAGAAAUUUAUAUUAUAGCUAAUUGACUUAUUAUGGAUUUGUAGGGUCUAGUACAAGCUCCAAUACUAGCAGCAUUUAAAACUUUUAAGCCCCUAGCAAUGUUGGUAAACAUUAAAAUUAUGGUAAAUAGGAAAACCAAAAAGGUAACAAAUAAAUUGAUGAACACACUAAACAAGUUGAAAAAUCUUUUUACCAUCACUUUUCAAAUUAUUUAAAAAAAUACAACAUCUAAAGAAAUUAAACUGCUUUUGUCUUACUUGGCUUUGAUAAAAAUGAAUUCUCUAACUUUUAGAAAGUGUUCAAUUUAUAACAAUAUGAAAAAGAGCUUUUCUAUAACGAAAAAAUUAUAUAUAUUGAUGACAGUUUGAUUUAGUUUACAGGUUUUUUAGAUGUUUAUAAGUAAAAAGAUCAUUAUAGCUAAAGAAAAAAUUCAGCAUGUUCAACUCCAUAUAAAAGAAAGAGAUCUAUGAGUGAUGAUCUACUUUCUUCAUAGAUUAAAGUAAAUUUAAAUCAUCAUGUGCAGUUUUAGGAUAAUAUGACAAGUUAAAACUCUACAACUAUUCCAUAAAGAAAGAAUAGUACCAAAUUAACUAACUAAUCGCCUAUGAUUAAGCCAGCUAGCACUACUCUUCUAACAGACCACCUCAACUUAAACGGAAAAGAAGAAUACACAAUUAUACACAAAGGAGAUCUAUAAAUAAAUGAGAAUGAGAAAAAUAUUUCUAAAUCUCAAAGAAAAAGAAGUGGAAAGGACUUUGUAAAUAUUCCAGAACCUAAAACUAUUCAAAAUAAAAUAGAGAAAUAAUAAUAAUAAUUAUAAUAACCUCAAUCCUAAUUAAAUUAAAUAAAUAUGUAAUAAACUAUCACAGAAUCUUAGAAUGCACCGAACUAACAACAAUAAAACUAAAAUAACCUCUCAAAUGCUUAAAAUUAGAGCACAACUAGUAGUUUUAGUAAAGACCAGGUUUGCCAAUUAAUCAGAAACGAUGAAUUUAGUAUUAAUUUUGUGAAUUUUAUUUUAGUUAAUAGAAAAAAGCUUUAAGAAUAUUAAGAUUUAGCAUACCAUUGGUAAUAUAUAAAUAACAAGCCAAAAUGA